CAAAACACGAAACGUCACACGUAAACAAUAAUCGUAUGAGUUUUGCAGCUGGGAUCAGAAACCGAUCAAAACAUAGCACAUAUUUCAGAGGGAAACAACGUUUUCAAGAUGACUUCUACACCUAGGAGUGAAAAAGAUGAUUCUCUUAAUGAAUCAUGGGUGGAACUCCAAUAUGCCCAACACGGGGGCGUCAAUGAAUCCUUCCUAAACCUUGAAUCCGGAGGAGGGGGAGGAGGUAACGGAGGGUCCAGCACCCCAUACAGCACGGGGUCCGGGAACGGCAGACACGGGGGCGUCCAGUUCGGUACCAACAUGGAGAAACUGUUGAUGGAGGCACAGAGGGAAAGCAGGUCAACAUCCAGGGAAGGCUCACAGGGAGGAAGCCCGAAAGGUCCACACAGCCCAGUGCUGAGUUCUAACCCCAGUGCACCUAACUCUGUAUACAGUAAUGGAUCUGGAGAAAAACAGCAGGGAGUACCCGUCCUGAUGGGGCAAGGUGAAGGAGCCAAAGGGAGAGAAGAGAACUGGAUCUGGGACUGGUCCAGCAGGCCGGAGCCCCUCCCACCAAAGGAGUUUCGUUUCAAGCACCCAGACAAGACGAGGCUGAGUCUCCGCAAGAGCAAGGCCAUGCGUAGUAACUUCUUCUCAGCUGAAAUAUUAUCCGUCUUCAUUCCAUCCUUAUUUCUGACGAAUCUCUUUGCUCUAGGCAUGGGGGUCUUCAUUGGUCUAAAAAUGGCAGCUCCCAGGUCAAGUUGAGACUGAACACUAGAGGGCUCCCUACAGUUAUAAACUUGGCUUUGAGGAUGGAGGACAUGUGACAGUCACGUGUCCAAGCUGAUGCCAAAUCAACACAAAAUGAAUUAAUUUGUUCCACAAGAGGUUUUUCAUUGAGUGUAUUUAAUAUACCUUUACUUUUCUCUAUGAGUGAGGUAAGAAUUUGUUCGUAAAUCACAAAGAUGUUUGUUUUUCCCCUUGUGAGGAUGCAUUUUUGAUAAAUACAUAUUUUUCUGAGAAAUUCAAAGUGCCAUCUUAAACUUAUCAUGUAGAUUGCAGAGAACAACUGAUAUAGUUCACUGUUUGGAAAUCCUAGGCCCCAAUUCAUGAAUUCGAACCAUUGUUAAAAUCAUGGAUUGAACCUCCACCCUUGUCUAAAAGAGGUGUAUAUACAUGUAAUAAGUGUAUAUUUUCCUUUCAUCGAGCAUGAAGACACGCAUCUACAGUAUGGAGGUUUACACCAGUGGUUGAAGUAAACCUCUAUGGUGAAUUUUGGCCAUAAAGUGCUUAUGCCCGUACAGCAUAUAAUCUUGCUCUUCUUUAUCCCAUUACGACGGUGUAAGCAUUGAAUGAUGAGAUAAAUAAAGGAGCUCAAACACCCCAACCCCCUCCUCCUUAUUGGUAGAUAGGAUCAAUCUGUCAGGCACCAUGAUCAGAAAAUUCUGGGCCCUGUU
Molecule: messenger RNA, 1448 nt
Organism: Strongylocentrotus purpuratus (purple sea urchin)
Lineage: Eukaryota; Metazoa; Echinodermata; Echinoidea; Camarodonta; Strongylocentrotidae
Product: BCL2/adenovirus E1B 19 kDa protein-interacting protein 3
Exons: 6
Coding region: 109-756 (215 amino acids)
Biological process (GO): mitochondrial outer membrane permeabilization; positive regulation of apoptotic process
Cellular component (GO): nucleus; mitochondrial envelope; mitochondrial outer membrane
Source: RefSeq, a predicted model, not a curated record